Dermacentor andersoni is the source of this 1176-nucleotide messenger RNA. RefSeq lists its product as uncharacterized. The record is from RefSeq and is a predicted model, not a curated record. Lineage: Eukaryota; Metazoa; Arthropoda; Arachnida; Ixodida; Ixodidae. Gene Ontology annotation, molecular function: serine-type endopeptidase inhibitor activity.
GAUGAAGACGAUUGGGAGGGCCUCUGCGGUCGGCUGCUGAUAACGCUACUCCUGUUGCUGCUGGUUCUGCUCCUCAUCGUCGCUGGGUUCGCGCUCGGUCCGCGGUUCAAGGGUCCGCUGUUCGGACCGCGCCCAUCGGCCACAGGUCAAGUGGUUAAGACUACCACAACUACAACCACCACUACUACUACGACCACCACUACAACAACCACAACAACCCCAACUACUACUACGACCACCACUACAACAACCACAACAACCCCAACUACUACUACCAACGCAACCACAAGCUCCACUACAACGACCAGAAGACCACUGCCCAAUAAGGUGUGUCUUCAUUCUCGCGGCUCCUACAUGUUCUGCGAGAACAGUAGAGAGGGCUACUAUUACGACGGCAAACUGAAGAAGUGCGUCGCGACAAGGGACGAGCAGUACUUCGUCUGCAACAACGGCCCCAACCGGUUCGACAACGACUCCGAGUGCAACACUUACUGCAAGCAACGCCAUCCUCCCGAGCCGAGGUGCGAAGAGGCCCCAGUGUUCGUCCCGUGCGAAAAGAAGCACUUAACGGUGACGUGGUGGUUCUUUGACGGCACGAGAUGCGUGGAGUGGGACUUCUCCGGCGGAGAGUGUCCACAGAUCGCGGACACGAACUUCCAGUACAAGACGAAGAGGGAGUGCGAUGAGAGUUGCACGAAGGACCCGAUGCACGCCGUGUUCUACGGCUGCUACUCGCAGGGUGGCGGGGACGCCUGCGCGACGGAACACAUUCGCGAGCCCUGGUUCGCGUUCCGCCACCCGAACGGGACAUUAGACUGCCACCUGGCGGACAUCAGCACCAUCAACGAGCACCGCUGUGUCGACGAAGACCGCUGGUUCGAGCACCUCGAGGACUGCGAGGCCACAUGCAUGCGGAGCUCUAGUCUGGCUCCCGAGGCACCACCACCUAUCAUUCGGCGGCAGCGCACCAGUGUGAAUUUCACGACCGGCAUGCAUGAUGCAGCCAAGAAGGCGCUAGAAGCAAACCACUGAUACGCGUGGCGGUGCACACACUGCGACAUGCGACGUGUUGGCGAAUGUUACUAGAGGACAGAUACAAGCUGCACGCGUGAGCGUCUUUUAUGCCUGACGCACGAGUAUUCCUUUAGUAUGUGUAAAUACAGCAUUUACGUGCUA